This is a messenger RNA of Fulvia fulva, 936 nucleotides long. RefSeq lists its product as uncharacterized. Lineage: Eukaryota; Fungi; Ascomycota; Dothideomycetes; Mycosphaerellales; Mycosphaerellaceae. The record is from RefSeq and is a predicted model, not a curated record. Bases 1 to 936 code for a protein of 311 amino acids. The transcript has 4 exons.
AUGUACGCCAAGAUCGCCGCUGUCUCCUUCGCUGCUUUGGCAGCAGCAGCUCCUCUCGAGCAGCGCCAGUCUGGACCCAAUGAUGGCCAGAUCCUCAAUUACGCUCUUACUCUCGAGCACCUCGAGAAUGAGUUCUACAGACAGGGUCUUGCCAACUACACCGCAGAGGACUUCGAGGAGGCUGGUGCCAUUCCAGGUUUCUACGAGAAUCUGAAGGAGAUCUCGUUCGAUGAGCAGACUCAUGUCGAGUUUCUCAGCACUGCGCUGACAGGUGCCGGCGUCACCCCAGUCCAGCCUUGCACCUAUGCCUUCGGUGCUACCGAUGCUGCAUCCUUCCUUGCCACAGCGGCUGUCCUCGAAGCUGUCGGUGUCUCAGCAUACCUCGGAGCUGCUCAAUUCAUCGCCAACAAGGCCUACCUGACCGCCGCAGGCUCAAUCCUCACGGUCGAAGCCCGCCACUCUGCCUACCUCAACCAGCAGCAGGCACCACCAAAGUCGCCAUUCCCAUCGCCAUUCGAUGUCCCACUGGACUUUGACGAGGUCUACUCUCUUGCUGUCCAGUUUAUCGUCUCCUGCCCACCAGACAACCCAACUCUCCCAGUCAAGGCUUUCCCAACCCUGACUGUCGUCGACCCAACUCACCCUGUCAAGGAGGGAGAUAAGCUGAAGCUUACUGCUUCUGAGGACGUUGAUGCCGAGGCUGCUUACUUCAUCACCAUCAAUGGCCCCGUCGAGGCAGAUUUCGAGGGUGGUGACAAUUGCUACUACGUAAUUUUGCCCGAAGGUGUCCAGAAGGGACAGGAGUACCUCGUCCUUACCAACGGUGAGGAGCAGCCUACUGACGACAACAUCGUUGCUGUGGGUAUCGUCAGCAUCCAGGAUAACCUCUAUGGCAAGGGCCACCCUUCACAGGGCGAGUACCCAACACACUACUAG